GCUUUCUAAAGGGGUCCGGACGUCGCGGGCAGGUUACCCGCCAGCUGCAGGAACCCUGCUUGGGACUUGCUAAUAGCGGGUCUUUGGGUCAUAGAAUACCGAAACUACCAGGAUUCUGGGAAAUUAUCUUCCGCAACCCCUUUCUAGAGCCGUGGGGAAAUCGAGGUCCAAGAAGCGGUAGGGGUUGCCUAAGGUCAUCCAGUGAGUUAGUCGCAGCCCUGCGACUAGAAUCCAAGUCUACCUGAGCUCCAGUGGCUUUUUGCUUUUCACCACACUGCCUCCUGCAGAAAACUUGACAGUUACCAUGUCCACGCAGAGACUUCGGAACGAGGACUACCGUGACUACAGCUCCACCGACGUGAGCCCGGAGGAGAGUCCGUCCGAAGGCCUGAACAACUUCUCUUCCUCGGGAUCCUACCAGCGGUUCGGGGAAAGCAACGGCACAACAUGGUUCCAGACCCUGAUCCACCUAUUAAAAAGCAACAUUGGCACAGGACUCCUGGGGCUGCCUCUGGCCGUGAGAAAUGCAGGCAUCUUGAUGGGUCCCCUCAGCCUGCUGGUGAUAGGCCUCGUGGCUGUGCACUGCAUGGGUAUCCUGGUGAAGUGCGCUCACCACUUCUGCCACAGACUGAACAAGCCCUUUGUGGACUAUGGGGAUACGGUGAUGUACGGCCUGGAAGCCAGCCCCAUCUCCUGGCUCCGGAACAACGCCCGCUGGGGAAGGCACACUGUGGACUUCUUCCUAAUCGUCACGCAGCUGGGAUUCUGCUGUGUCUAUUUUGUCUUUCUGGCUGACAACUUCAAACAGGUGAUAGAAGCAGCCAAUGGGACCACCACCAACUGCCACAACAACGAGACGGUGAUCCUCAUGCCCACCAUGGACUCGAGACUCUACAUGCUCGCCUUCCUGCCCUUCCUGGUGCUUCUGGUGUUCGUCAGAAACCUCCGAGCCCUGUCCAUCUUCUCCCUGUUGGCCAACAUCACCAUGGUGGUCAGCCUAGUUAUGAUCUACCAGUUCAUUGUUCAGGAUAUCCCAGACCCCAGUUUACUCCCCUUGGUGGCAUCCUGGCAGACCUACCCUCUGUUCUUUGGCACGGCCGUUUUUGCAUUUGAAGGCAUCGGGAUGGUUCUGCCCCUUGAAAACAAAAUGAAGGAUCCCCGGAAGUUUUCGUUCAUCCUCUAUGGGGGAAUGGCUAUCAUCACUGUCCUCUACAUCAGCCUGGGGAGUCUGGGAUACCUGCAAUUUGGAGCUAAGAUCCAAGGGAGCAUAACCCUCAACCUGCCCAACUGUUGGCUGUACCAGUCAGUUAAGCUGCUCUAUUCCAUCGGCAUCUUCUUCACCUACGCCCUCCAGUUCUACGUCCCGGCCGAGAUCAUCAUCCCCUUCUUCGUGGCCCGUGUGCCUGAGCAUUGGAAGCUGGUGGUAGACCUAUCCAUGCGCACCAUGCUGGUCUGCCUGACGUGCGUCUUGGCCAUCCUCAUCCCCCGCCUGGACCUGGUCAUCUCCCUGGUGGGCUCCGUGAGCAGCAGUGCCCUGGCCCUCAUCAUCCCGCCCCUCCUGGAGAUCGCCACCUACCACUCAGAGGGCAUGAGCCCCGUCACCAUCGUCAAGGACGCCCUGAUCAGCCUCCUGGGCUUCGUGGGCUUUGUGGUGGGGACGUAUGUGACCCUCUACGAGCUGAUCCAGCCCAGCAGCACUCCCGUCUUCGUCAACUCCACCAGUGCCUUUGUAUAGCGGGCUGGGUGCGUUCCCUGCACCGGCCCACUCCGCCCUGUAUGUUCCCCAGCACCUGGCCCCAGAGCCUCAGGUAGGGUCCAGGCUCUGGGUAAAGGCAAGGUUGCCAUCCACGUACCCUUAACUGGCACCUGGGUUCCCUGAGCCAGGUAGGGAUGAGGGCAAGGUAGAGGGUGGGCAGCAGAUAUGCAGGAGGUACCUCUAGGGGCAGUGCCAUCUCUGUUCAUUUGUACUUAUUUUAACCCGGAACUUUUCAACUCUUUUCCCUGAUCACGCCUCCUCCCUUACUGCCUGCCCUUCUCCUUCUGACCCACCUCAUCCAAAUUAUUCCUGUUGCACAGCUCACUUUAUUUCAAAAUUUUAGUGUCUCUCACCUCAUGUUUUCUCCUUGCCCGGGCCAGGCCUAGAUGAAGUCAGUGGGAAUGCCCUUCUUUAUGCCCUUGCCGGGCCCAUCUCUUAUCUCUCUCCCAAAUAUUUUACCUCAAUAUUCUCCUACCUGUUCAAGUCUACACCUCGUAGUGGAGCCUACCUAGUAGUUUAAAACCAGCUGCCCAAAGCUGGAGUUUUUAGCCUUCACUGUCUCUGGUGUGCUGUCAUCCUCGGCGACACCUCCUCUUCUCCGGUUUCCUCGUGUGGGUCACGGUACUGUUAUUAUCUUAGUUGCUGGAACUCCUGGAAGGUAUCAAGUGCUGCCAAAAUUGAAAAUAUUUAUCUUUUAUUUAAAAUCAGCCUUUGUUUUUAGACUCCGUCUCUGGAUCUGGGACUAUUGUGAAUCGUUCCUUCUUCAGUAAACGCUUACUCAGCUUCUCCCGCUGAGGAGAAGCUUAGUGCAGGAGAUGUCUGCUUAGACCCUCAGCACCCUUGGCCCAGGACCCCAGAGAUUUUCAUCAGGAUCAUCAGAGUGUGGACCUUUGUGGGGCACCAUGGGCUUUGCCUCCCGUUGACCAGCCAGAUUUCCUACUGAGAAGACAUGUAGGACUCAGGAGAUGUUUGCCGGCGCACAAGGCCGAGGGGAAGGAUGGCCACGUGGGGUGUUUCUCUCCAUAGGAGCCUUAGAAAAUGGCUGCUUUGUGCAUUCAGGCCUGUUUCCCAGCCUCAGCCCCUGACAGACAAGUGGCACGGCAGCGUCCAGGAAGACACCCAGACUCUUGCCAUGGACAAGAAGACGAGGCCGGUGUGCCCAGAGCGUGUGAAAUUCAGUCCCUAGAGUUUGCAGCAGCUGGUCCGACACUACGAGUGGUGCUCAGUUGUUUACAAUCCCCGGAGGAUGAGGAGGAUGGGCAGAAACAGUGCCCCGCCCCAAGCUGCCUCCAGGACCUGGACUUCUAAAGGAACCACUUGGUUGGGACUUCAGUCUCCUGUGUUCUAAACACUAAUCGUGCCCUUGUCCCCCCGCCACCCCCGCAUGCCUCCCUCGGUAUCAGAAAAGAAACAGCCUCAGGGCUGACUCACCUCAAGGUCGGCCUUCAGGUUUGGGAACAAACUGCCAAGAAGGCAGAGGAAGGUCCCUUGCCUUGCUUUUGGCUGCCCCGUCUUCCCUCUUGGUGUGAGAGGUAUUGCAGAAGGGUGUUCAUUGACUCUCCAUCUCUUGAGCUCUGUGUGUGUGUGUGUGUGUGUGUGUGUGUGCGCGCUCCCCUGCAUAUAUAACAGGGUUCUGCUGUCCUCCACCCCUGCUACCAGGCUCCUACCUGAAAGUGGGGAGAACAGCACCACUUUAUCAGGGGUUUUGUUUUUGUAUUUCACCAAAGCUCCUAGGGGCUGUGACUCGCCCUCACAGCCCCAGCUUUUUCUUUCUCUUCUGUUCCAAAGCCAGAUUCUCUCAUUGCAGUGACUCCUGACCUACCUAAUAAUUUAUUCACUUAGGAAGAUGCAGUCAGUGGUGAUUUGGUCUCCCUUAGGAAAAUGACACUUUCCGCCAUCCUUUCUGCUCUUCGGUGGUCACUCACAGGUGCUUACAUGACCAGGGUUCUAGCUGGAGGUGGCAGCAGCCCUGCCCGCUGAAGGCUUUCCCUGCCCUCGGGCUUUCUAAGUAUCUUCUAGUACCAAAGUGUAACUUCAAGAACUGUCAGCUCCUGUUUGCAAGCCCCGGUUCCAGCAGUCUUUCCAGAGCGGUCCUGAGAGUUGUUUUCAGCGAGAAGGUGCAGGCCAGUAGAAGGGGAUCAGAUGUGUAUCCCACCCACAGCUUCCACGGCAGAGGCUCUGGGCACUGCUAGAGGCAGUCCUCUCCAGGUGGGUCUUGAGACCCGGCCAGUGAUGCUGGGACCUGAGGACCGGAUGGCACAAUACUGAGGUCCUCUGGCCCCAGGUCUCUUGCUUCAGGGCCCCUGCCCAGGGAAGGUGGUGCAUAGGAGAGACAGGUCUAGCCUUGGGGCUUCGGGAAGCUAGUUUGGCCUGGCCUUCGUCCUGUUCAAUUGCUUUCCCGUGCUUUUGCUGCUUUGACAGCCCGAUUGCAUGGCUGCUUCAGGAGACCUAGGCAAGGCGGACCCCAUGGGGACCUUCCCGCUUGUGCAGUUGCACAGCAAUGAGGUGUCGAGUAAAGGGUCGGCCAGAGGUCGUAGUGGCGGAAGCCCUUCCUCUUCUGGAAGCAGCCCGCGGGGCCAGCUCAGGGAAGCUUACUCCUCUGCUGCCCACAGGGCUUCUCAGUCAGGGAGCCCUCCCUGCUUUCCUCCCAGUGCUCUCAGGGACCAGCUGCCCAGCCUCUUCCUGGGCCCUGCUUUAGUCUCUGGUGAGAAAGCCCCAGCAUCAGUAAGAGACUGAUCAGGGAGCAACAGAGCAAAGGCUUUCAGGAGUGUGAGACCACAUCUGCCAGACCAAACCAAACCGUGGGGCUUUCGGGCCCGGCCCAGUGCUGUUCGGCUCUGUGUCCUUCUCCAGUCUCCCCAGGGCAACCCCAGGUUCCAUCAGCCCAGAGGUAGCUUCUCAGAGCCCCUUGUUCUGUCCUGCAAAUGCCACUAUUGGGAGCAGGUUUCCAGCUCCCUGUAGGCAGUAUACCUCUCCGUAAAUGUAGGUUCUUGCUGGGAACAGCAUGACCUGGCAUCUACUAUUCACUUUCUCCUAGAAGUUGUACCAUUCACCAGUGGCAUUAUUUAUAUUUAUGUUGUGCUGUCGUCCAGCUGCUAGGAGCCCUUCAUCUGCACAGACCCUGGCCAGAGAUAUGUGACUGUGUGGCAUGUCUUAGCCUAGAACCUGCCGCUUACACCCUCCUUCUCUGUCACUCACCUCUCCAGCCAAAUUCACGGGCUGAUGCUCACCAUUCACUCUCUAGCCCCAGGCAAGCAGGUACAUUAGGAAAACCUUUUCCCCCUCCCUGUUCUCCUGUCUCUCUUUUUUCUAAAAAUCUCUCCCUUCCUCAAUUGUAGGACGUCAUCUCUGUUUAAUACUACAUGUUCACCUCAUGCUUUUUGGAAGUGCAGAAUCUCAAUUUAUGUUUGUUUACAGCUCCCUCUAUUCACUACUCACCACAAGGGGUCUGUAUCAGUUUACUUCAUGGCCGAUUGGAUGUUAAGGCGAGACCCGGCAUCGGCCCCGGUCAGAACACAAAGCUGCUUUGUCACAGUGGAAAUAAAAAAUGCAGGUGGCAUGACUUGGUGUACAGGAGUCGGCUCGAAAUCUGCCUUAGAAUUAAAUUUUUCAAAGUACGUUACACGUCUCCAAGGGGAAAAGAGAGUGGUUUGUCUUUGAAAUCACGGUCAAUACUUUUAGGCAGUCCUGCUGGUUGCAAGGCUGUUUGCUCUCACAGCAUCUGCCUGUGGCAUUUCUUCCCUGUCCUUGUACCACUGGGUCCUUUCCUGGCCAGGAGACAUAAAUGGUGCUGAUCUAAGGUUGCCAGAGUUGCAGUGGGGAGUGAGGGUGAGGGUGCCUGUUGUCAGCUGUGUUCUUUUGUUUCAAUCAAGGUGGUGCUGUAGAAGUGAUUUUGUUUUACUGAACAAUAAAAUUAUGUGGCUCUGUUGUAGAACAUGUCAGUGGAUGUGUGAAUAAGAGGAAUAUGAAAAACUACUGUCCAGCAGGUCUUAAUAACAAGACAGUCCUGUAUAUGUUAUGUGCUUGCGUUGGAUGUGUGUUUUCCUCAUGGUAUGUAUAGAGAUGUGGAGCAUGCUGGAGCUCAUGGAAGAUCUUAUUUUGGGUUCUGCACACGGAUCAUGUGUUAAACUUUUCCUUAAUAAAUGAAUUUUAUUUUUGAUUUUUGA
Molecule: messenger RNA, 5922 nt
Organism: Balaenoptera musculus (blue whale)
Lineage: Eukaryota; Metazoa; Chordata; Mammalia; Artiodactyla; Balaenopteridae
Gene: SLC36A1
Product: solute carrier family 36 member 1
Exons: 11
Coding region: 305-1735 (476 amino acids)
Biological process (GO): glycine transport; proton transmembrane transport; proline transmembrane transport
Cellular component (GO): vacuolar membrane
Molecular function (GO): L-alanine transmembrane transporter activity; L-proline transmembrane transporter activity; amino acid:proton symporter activity
Source: RefSeq, a predicted model, not a curated record